This is a messenger RNA of Drosophila innubila, 1490 nucleotides long. RefSeq names its product keratin, type I cytoskeletal 10. The coding region runs from base 159 to 1418 and encodes 419 amino acids. Gene Ontology annotation, cellular component: nucleus. Lineage: Eukaryota; Metazoa; Arthropoda; Insecta; Diptera; Drosophilidae. The record is from RefSeq and is a predicted model, not a curated record. Gene Ontology annotation, biological process: chromatin organization. The transcript is spliced from 3 exons.
UUGUUUUCAUACUAACAGCUCAAUUGAGCAACAGUGCUGUUAAGCAUAACAGUAGCGUUUUUGGGCAAGAGUAACAAAAUUAUAGAAUUGUAAAUUAAAAACAAAUAAAUGUAGUGUUUUGUUUAGUGCAAUAAUAUUAAGUAAACAAAACAACAACAAUGUCCGCCACUUCCACAAAGUGCAGCAAGUGCCAGAGAGAGGCAGAAGAUGAGGCUACACUUUGCAAAAACUGCGCUGCUUCCACAGAUGCCAAAGACGAGAAGAAGCAGCGGGAAAAGGAGGAGGAGAAGGAGGAGGCAAAGACAGAGAAGGAUUGUGUAAAAAUGGAAAUUGAUACGGAUUUGACAACAACGGAAACAUUGGACGAUCUAGAUGAACUGGACGAGCUCACAAAGCAGAAGGAGGAGAAGGAGAAGGAAAUGGCAAGGCAGAAUCAACAAAAACAAAGCGAAGCGAAACAGCAACAACAACAACUGAUGACAAAAGUAAAAGAGGAGGCGGAGCAGCAGCAGCAGCCGGAGGAGCAGUCGCUGCUAAUAAAAGCGGAGUUAGCAGCGGACGGCGAUGCCGACAGCAAAAUGGCGGCUGUGCCUAGCCAGACAUGCCAAGCCCCCAACGCCCCCGCCUCCCAGGCGACACAACGUGGGGGGAAGAUCACGAGGAGCAGCUUGAACGGAUCACGUUCCCCGAAUAUCAUGAAGCGACUGAGGAAGAGCACGAGGAGCACGCGAUUCAAGGCGAAGCUAACGGGACGCGGUGGAGCAGCUGGCGGAGGAGGAGCAGGCGUAGGAGGAGCAGGAGCCGGAGGAGGAGCAACAAAUGGACACAAUGGAGCAACGAAUUGCAAGACACAUGGCAAACUAGGAGGAGGAGCAGCAGGAGGAGGAGGCGGAGGAUCAGCUGCAUCGACUCCCAGAAAUCGGCGGACAUUAUUCAAGCGUCCGGCACAGAAGACUCCAAGAGUCCAGGCGACCACGAGAUUCGUAAAGAGCGUCUUCUACAAGGGCAGCUACAUGCAGAUUGGAGACAUCGUCAGCAUCGUGGACAGCGAACAUAAUGUUUACUAUGCCCAAAUCAGGGGAUUACUUGUGGAUGCCUAUUGCGAAAAGUCCGCGUUCCUCACUUGGCUAAUUCCCACCCAGGACAGUCCCGAUCCCAGGGAUGGCUUUGAUCCUGCCACAUAUCUUAUAGGUCCCGAUGAGGAGCUGUCUCGAAAACUGUGCUAUCUGGAGUUCAUCAUGCAUGCUCCUAGCAAUUAUUAUUUUGAUCGGACGACGCCUUUUCCACUGCCGGAUGUGGAUGAAUACGCUGCCCAACGCACUGGCGGCUUCAUCUGGACACGUUUGCCCAUCUUCAAGCGGGAACGAGAGCGGGAACGGGAACGGGAACGAGAUCGAGUGGGUAAGGCGGCCGCCUAGCCACGCCCACAACGAGCAUAAUUUAUUUUAAAUAGAAGUGUACAAUAAAAACUGAUUUAAAACCAACGAAAA